AUGGAAAGAGAACAGAAGGAGGAGGAAGGAGAAUCAUCGAAGCGUGCCAUCAAUAUCGAAGUUCGUCUUGUUUCAUGGAAUAUUUCAUAUGAAAAAUUAGCAAAUGUUGAUGAAAAAGGUGUGAUUCUUGUUUGGAUUGAACAUGAUAAUCGUUGGUCAUUAGAAUUAAUUAAUGAUCGUAAUCAUCCAGUUAUUGAUAUGUCAUGGUCACAUGAUGGACUUAUGACUGUUAUUUGUUAUGAAGAUGGUUUUAUACUUACUGAUCCAGUUACUGGACAACGUUAUUGGUCAACUCUUUAA
Molecule: messenger RNA, 300 nt
Organism: Rotaria sp. Silwood2
Lineage: Eukaryota; Metazoa; Rotifera; Eurotatoria; Philodinida; Philodinidae
Source: the annotation of a GenBank genome assembly